UGAGAAUCUUCUCUUUAAAACAACCAUUUAGGAGUAACAAACAAUUUGAUUUGAAUACCAAACAGAUAUGGAUAACAAUAACAAAAGUCAGUUCUAUUUGUUUCCAAAAAAAAAAAAACACAAGUCAAAAGAGCUGAAUUUAAAGAUUAGGGCAUGUCUACCUCAGGCAAAAAUAAUAAUAAUAAUUAAAAAGCAUCUUCGCUAUUGCCAUUAUCUUCAAAAUUAAUCAUAAAACCCAACUGCCAUAAUUGUGUCUUUUUCAAAAGCAAAACACUGUCGUUUUGACAACUUCUGCUAUUUUCUCUUUCUGUGUGUGCGCUCAUUAGCACUGGUGGUAGUAGAAAUAGAAAUGUAUUGAAAAUCUCUGUAAAUCUGGAAGCUUUUUAAUAGAACAAUUAUCUUACACAGACGUCAAGAGCGUGCAACGGUCUAAAAACUAUAGCAUUUCUCUUCUUCACGGGAAAACCCUUUUGCUUUUUUUUUUUUUUUUUUUUUCUCUCUUAAAGUUUUGGCCUUUUUAGUAAAAUUAAUGUGGUGGUGAAACGCUAGAGAUAAUAAAGCUUUUGAUGGUGAAUGUAAAGGAGGAAUCUUAGCUGCCAAAUGCUUUCCCUUUAACCUUUUGUUCUGUUUUUUUUUUUUUUUUUUUUGAGCUCAUAAAACUAUGGCUGACGAUCUCUGCUUCUUCUCUAAGGAUGCCUUCAUCAUAAAGUCUCCAAAGAAGUCCCCUUUGGUUCUAAGGAUGGUUGUUUUGGCGUUUGUUAUGGUCUGUGGUGUCUAUAUUUGCUCAAUUUGUCUUAAACAAAUUAGUAUUAGCACAAAUCCUGGAAUUUUCAGUCUUGGAGUGAUUGAAAAGCCAUGCCCAGAACCUAAUAUACAACCGUGGGAAAUCCCUUACGUGCACUACCCAAAACCCAAAACUUAUAGCAGGGCUGAAUGUAUGUGCAAUCCGGUGCGGAAUUUUGCCAUUCUGUCAAUGCAGAGAUCGGGGAGUGGAUGGUUUGAGACUUUAUUAAAUAACCAUACUAACAUCAGCUCAAAUGGAGAGAUUUUCUCUGUUAAAGUUAGGAGGAGUAAUGUUUCAAUGAUUGUGGAGACCUUAGACAAAAUUUAUAAUCUUGACUGGCUAAGUAGUGCUUCCAAAAAUGAGUGUACCGCUGCAGUUGGCUUAAAGUGGAUGCUUAAUCAGGGUGUGAUGCAACAUCAUGAGGAAAUAGUUGAGUAUUUCAAAAGCCGAGGUGUUUCAGCUAUAUUUCUCUUCAGGAGAAAUCUCUUGCGCAGGAUGAUUUCGGUACUGGCAAAUUCUUAUGAUCGAGAAGCUAAGCUGUUAAAUGGGACCCAUAAGUCUCAUGUUCAUUCACCUGAUGAGGCUGAGAUACUAGCUAGAUACAAGCCUUCUGUCAAUACAUCUUUGCUGCUAUCCAGUCUGAAGCAAGUAGAACAGACAACUAUUAAAGCAUUAGAGUACUUCAAGAGUAACAGGCACAUUAUAGUUUACUAUGAGGAUAUAGUCAAAAACCACACAAAAUUACUAGAGGUUCAAGAUUUUCUGAGGGUUCCGCGCAAAGAGCUUAAGAGUCGUCAAGUAAAAAUACAUAAAGGAUCCAUAUCUAGCCAGGCUGAGAAUUGGGGUGAGAUCCAAAAGGCUCUUAAAGGAACACACUACGAAAGCUUCCUGUACGGAGAUUAUCGGAGUUGCAGGAGCCAACAGGAAUCCCACCCUGUUGAAAUUUUUGGCUAUAUGAAUUUGCAGUUUGCUUUCAGAUUUUUGUUCUGAUUUUGUCUGUUUUCACCCUCCAAAUUUAGUAUUCCAUUGAUUCUUUUCUCUUUUAUAUCACUUGUUUUGGAGAAACUCUGUUGUAUUAAAGCUAAUUGCAAGAAGGAAAUAGCACUUUCUUGUCCUUGUGUACUUGAAACAUUGUGCAGAAUAUUGAAAGAACAAAUGAAAAGAUGGAAGAUAAUCUUAUUUAAGCAA
Ricinus communis (castor bean) is the source of this 1972-nucleotide messenger RNA. Its product is annotated as nodulation protein H. The record is from RefSeq and is a predicted model, not a curated record. NCBI's taxonomy places the organism in Eukaryota, Viridiplantae, Streptophyta, Magnoliopsida, Malpighiales, Euphorbiaceae. The transcript is spliced from 7 exons. Bases 662 to 1774 code for a protein of 370 amino acids.